AUGGGGUCCUCUCCACAUGCGGGCCAAUCCCGCUCCGAUUCCGGUAUACGAAUGCAUCCCCAGGGCAUGGACUCGCCAUAUACCGAUCUGUCGAGUGAUAGUGAGGAGAGUAUAGAUACGGCUAUUUUCAAAGGGAAUGCCCGCCAGACGAGGCUGGGACCUGCGCCUUUGCUGAUCAACCAUCGACGGUUCCCCUCUGCAGACGAUGACUUAAGCGACGACGACCAUGAUGGUGUCCUAGAUAAUUCCCAAGCAGAGGAGAAACCAGUGACGUGGAUGUCGCUGCCGAAAAAAGGACAGCUGGCUAUUUUGACAUUUGCGCGGUUAUCGGAGCCGCUUACGCAGACCUCGCUGCAGGCCUAUAUGUUUUAUCAGCUGAAGUCGUUUGAUCCGUCUUUACCGGACUCGAAGAUCUCGACGCAAGCGGGCAUUUUGCAAGGCAGUUUUACCGCUGCGCAAUUUCUUACUGCUGUCUGGUGGGGACGACUCGCUGAUGCCAGUUGGAUGGGCCGGAAGAGAGUUCUUCUAAUCGGAUUGAUGGGGACUUGUAUCUCAUGUCUGGGGUUUGGAUUCUCUCGGUCUUUCGUGUCCGCGGCGAUCUUCCGUACACUUGGAGGAGUAUUGAACAGUAACAUUGGCGUCAUGAGGACAAUGAUUGCUGAGAUUAUUGCCGAGAAAAAAUUUCAAUCCCGGGCGUUCCUUCUACUUCCUAUGUGCUUUAAUAUUGGUGUCAUUAUUGGCCCAGUCUUGGGAGGCUCAUUGGCAGAUCCUGUAAAUAGUUUCCCCCAGAUAUUCGGUCCUGGCUCAAUCAUCGGUGGUAAGGAUGGCGUAUGGUGGAUGGAGCACUGGCCAUAUGCUUUGCCGAAUGUGCUUAGUGCUAUCUUCAUCUUUAUCUCUCUGUUGGCCGUUUUCCUGGGUCUUGAAGAGACGCAUGAGACUGGCCGCUAUCGCGUCGAUUGGGGUCGGAGACUCGGCAAAAAGAUAGCGAGACUGUGCUCAGGAAGGCCUCGACACUAUCGUCGUCUCAAUACCGAUGCAGAGGAUGAAUCUCUCUACAUGGAGGGCAGCGUGGGAACAUGGUCUGCACCAUCUAGCCCUACUCGCUCACGGAUGCCGGUGCCUAGGCCGCACAAGCGACCAAGUUUCCGACAGAUAUGGACGAAGAAUGUCUUGCUCACACUACUUGCACACUUCCUCCUCGCCAUCCAUACAAGCGCUUUCAACGCUAUGACAUUCGUCUUCUUACCUACUCCCCGUGCGCCCGAGAACUCGCGCGACGGCUUCCUCCACUUCGGUGGAGGCCUCGGUCUACCAUCCGCCCGAGUCGGUCUCGCAACCGCCAUCAUCGGCUUCAUAGGCCUUCCUCUUCAAAUCCUCCUCUACCCUCGCAUCCAAGGGAGACUGGGAACUCUCACCUCUUUCCGCACAUUUUUACCCUUCUCACCUAUAUCAUACCUGCUCAUGCCCUUCCUUGUUGUUCUCCCUCGUGUUCCGUGGAUUGUGUGGCCAUCUUUUACUGUUGUCGUGUUACUACAGGUGAUUUCACGCACUUUUGCAUUGCCUGCAGCUAUCAUAUUGGUAAACAAUUGUGUCACUGAUCCGUCUAUUCUGGGCACCGUGCACGGCGUUGCACAGAGUAUAGCAAGUGCCGCGCGGACACUGGGCCCCUUCCUUGGCGGCUGGGGCUUGGGGCUUGGUCUCGCGAAUAAUAUGGUUGGUGCUAUAUGGUGGGCGCUGGCUGUUGAGGCAACGAUUGGUUGGUUCGUAUUGUGGACCAUUCAUGAAGGACGUGGAAUUGAAAAGCCAAAGGCGGAGCUGGAGGACGAAAGAGACUGA
Molecule: messenger RNA, 1836 nt
Organism: Penicillium maclennaniae
Lineage: Eukaryota; Fungi; Ascomycota; Eurotiomycetes; Eurotiales; Aspergillaceae
Product: putative MFS multidrug transporter
Exons: 3
Coding region: 1-1836 (611 amino acids)
Biological process (GO): transmembrane transport
Molecular function (GO): transmembrane transporter activity
Source: RefSeq, a predicted model, not a curated record